GUCGAACCGGAUGUCUCACUUCACCUCUACCUUAGUUACUUACUUGGUACCUCACAACACCAACACAGUUCCGCAACCUCUGCGAGCUUCUGCGAGCAAAUGUCAUCUACCACCGCGGAACCAGACCCGGCCAUGAAAAGCCGCGCCGCCCUCGUCGACUUCUUUUCCCGGAGCUUGACGGCGUUUCAAUCUUCAAAGGAUGCGUUUCGCGUCGUUUGUACGUUGUCUCCCCGAGGAGGGGGGAGUAGUGGUGACACAGCCACGAUACCGGCGCCGGGGAGGCCAGGGGGUGGGGACAAGAGGCUGGUGAAGAGUCUUAUUGUGUUGGAUUCUUCGUUUAAUCCGCCUACGAUGGCGCACUUGCGGAUGGCGGCGUCUGCGAUUCGGGAUUUGCAGAGGACGACGACUACGAUGACGAGGAGUGGGAGUAGUGGUCUGGCAUCCGGGGCGGUUGAGGACCGGGCUCAGGGAGGAUCUGUGAGGUUAUUGCUUCUCCUGGCUGUGAAUAACGCGGAUAAGAAACCUAAGCCUGCGGCGUUUGAGGUGCGGUUGGGGAUGAUGUAUGCGUUUGCUGCGGAUUUGAGGGAUGAAUUGAAAAGGACGGGCGUGGAGGAGGCGUCGUCAAGAGAAUCGAUGAAGGGGGCAGAGACGUUACAGGAGGAGGAGGAGGAAGUUGAGGUCGACUUGGGGUUGACGACGAUGCCGUACUUUCACGAUAAGAGCCAGGCUAUUUCGGACACGGGGUUUUAUGCCCAAGGAGGCGAAGGAGAGCCGGAGCAGGUGUAUUUGGCGGGAUAUGAUACGCUUAUCCGGAUCUGUAACCCAAAGUACUACAGCGCUCCGUCUUCAGCGGAAGGGGCAGCAGCAGAAGCCGUGGCGCCGAUACGUAGCGCACUAGAUCCGUUUCUGAAUAGGUCCAAGUUGCGUAUCACGAUGAGGACGGAUGAUGAAUGGGGUGGUGAGGGGGAACAGGUUGCGUAUCUCCAGAGUUUGAGGGACGGAGGGCUGGAGGGGGUCGGUGGGCGAGGGAGGUGGGCGGAGAGGGUUGAGAUGGUUCGGGGGAGGGAGGUGGGUGAGGAGGUUGUUAGUAGUACCAAGGUCCGGGAGGCUGCUUCUGCUGGGGAUGAUGAGGUUUUGGGGAGGUUGGCGCUGCCUUUGACCGCCAAACAACUUGUCGCAGCAUCAAAUCCGCAUCUUUACCAUCUUGAACCCGCUCUUUCCAUCUUCACGAUGCAGAUUUUUACACCCCUCCAGCCCCGUAUUCGACCUACUCUUGGUUCCCUAAAGGAGCUACAGAUCCCACCCUGGUUGAUGAUUGAUAUCCUCGACACCCUAGAGUGA
This is a messenger RNA of Colletotrichum phormii, 1341 nucleotides long. RefSeq lists its product as uncharacterized. Gene Ontology annotation, molecular function: nicotinamide-nucleotide adenylyltransferase activity; ATP hydrolysis activity. Gene Ontology annotation, cellular component: cytoplasm; nucleus. Lineage: Eukaryota; Fungi; Ascomycota; Sordariomycetes; Glomerellales; Glomerellaceae. The transcript is spliced from 4 exons. Bases 100 to 1341 code for a protein of 413 amino acids. The record is from RefSeq and is a predicted model, not a curated record.